AUGCACUGGCUUGAAUUAACAUACGUAAUCGGCCCGCUGAUUAUAAUUGGUAUUCCCUCGCUUUUAGCAGCCGGCCGAAUUUGCAUUUUUUUUCUUGGGCCGAUCCUCAAGGCAUCAUUUGAGGCCAUGGGCGCACAGCAGGCCGCGGAUGUAAUAAGGGAAUUAAAUGGUAAUCCUAUACCCCACAGAGCCCCUCGGCCACAGGUGCAGCCAUCAGUGGAGCCAUCAGUGAAACCAUCAGUGCAAGUUAAGCACAAGCAUAUCCUUCCGCUAGAUGACGUAGCUUAUGACAUAGGCGCCCUCAAGCAAAGAGACAUUCUUCUCAGGUCGGCGGUCCUGGAUGCUGCUGCGCGGGGUAGGCUCAAAGAUAUUGAAAAUUUUGAUGAUCUCGGUCCUAAGGACUGGCGGUUGAAACUAGCCGAUUCGAAAAAGAGGCUUUGGGCCUGCGAGCAGGUCUAUUCGCAACUGCUGAAAGACCAGCCACUUCACUCAAGGAUACCACAAUAUGUCAAAUCCUGGUUUUUAAUGGAGGGGGAAACAUCGAUUUAUACGAUUAAACAUGGGAAAGGGCAGUGUAGAGACGCACAAGGUUGCUGUUCAAGGGGGUGCGGAUGCUGCCAAAAGCCACGAGGCAUGCUUCCUUCGGGACAACUGUAUUAUUCCCACUGCACAGCAUUCUGUCCUUGCUGUAUACGAAGUCGAGGAAUUGCAAUGCUGCCCAAGGAGUGUACACUUCGCGGUUCUGACAGGCUAUAUAGCACGUUGCAGAUUGAAGUGACUGCGGAGCCAGCGAUAACAGAAUAUCUCGCCAAUAAGACAAGGGGAGAGAAAGUGAAUGUCAGAGACGGCGACUGCUAG
Nannizzia gypsea CBS 118893 is the source of this 858-nucleotide messenger RNA. RefSeq lists its product as hypothetical. The transcript has a single exon. Bases 1 to 858 code for a protein of 285 amino acids. Lineage: Eukaryota; Fungi; Ascomycota; Eurotiomycetes; Onygenales; Arthrodermataceae. The record is from RefSeq and is a predicted model, not a curated record.